AUGCAGAAAAUAUUGAAUAAGGAUGAGUGAGUUUUUCUUUUUUUCAAAAUUCCAAUACAAAGUUGUUCGAUUUUCAGAAUCUCUGCGAUUUCGCAACUCAUUUUGAAGGCCAAAAACAUCGAUAGCAAAUUAGUCAAAGCUGUGAUGAUAAAAAGAAAUUGGGUGAAUUGUCCGAUUUUGGAAGUUUCGGGAAGAAUGGGACCGGCUGAAUGGAGAAGGAAAAAAGUGGAUUCAGUGGAGGAGAUUUAUAAUAAACCGCAUGUUAAGAUUCGAUGUUUGAAUGAUGAAACAAAGUGCGUUUUUAGAGGUGGAAUUUCGUGGGAUUCGAAGGUUUUUCUCUGAGAAAUUCAUAUUUUCAUUCUAUAUUUAGAUUACAAAAAUUAAGGAUAUUUGAAGAAUUUAAAGGGUGUUUCUAGACUGAAAGUACUGAAUAUUGUGAAUAUUGUCUGGAUUCUCGCGUAAAAUACUAAACUAUUAUUUUUUUGAUUUUCAGAGAUUUGGACAUUCUUCUCUCAAACGAAGCCGAAACUUUAUACACCGUCGAAGUCAAAGCAAUUCUAUAUGGAAUUAUUUGGGCACUUCAUAAUGAAAUGCGACAAAUUCAAAUGAAAAAUACAAAUGAAGUUGUGGUUAAAGUUGCGAAUGGAGUUUAUAAACCAUCUAAAGGUUAGACCUUUCCCCGUGGAAAACAUCUUUUUUUUAAUUUUUCAGAAAAAUUGCGGUUUGAUUUGAUUCAAUUAUUCACAACAACAAAAUCAGCCAAAAAUGGGUUGAAAAUGAAAUUAGAAAGAAUUGAUGAGACUUCGGCCAGAUUGAAAUUUGCGGCGAAAUUGCAAAUUGAAGAAUCGCAAUUUUUCAAAAAAUGUCACAAGGAAAUUGAAAACUUGAAAGAUAAAUUAAAAAAUGAAUCUUGA
This is a messenger RNA of Caenorhabditis angaria, 914 nucleotides long. Lineage: Eukaryota; Metazoa; Nematoda; Chromadorea; Rhabditida; Rhabditidae. The record is from the annotation of a GenBank genome assembly.